This is a messenger RNA of Oncorhynchus gorbuscha (pink salmon), 633 nucleotides long. RefSeq names its product zinc finger protein 436-like. The transcript is spliced from 4 exons. The record is from RefSeq and is a predicted model, not a curated record. Bases 190 to 633 code for a protein of 147 amino acids. Lineage: Eukaryota; Metazoa; Chordata; Actinopteri; Salmoniformes; Salmonidae. Gene Ontology annotation, biological process: regulation of transcription by RNA polymerase II. Gene Ontology annotation, molecular function: RNA polymerase II cis-regulatory region sequence-specific DNA binding; DNA-binding transcription factor activity.
AUAUUUAAGUAGAUGUUUGAAUUCUCUGGUCUAGGGGUGUGCAUCAGUUGCAACAUCGAGACUGGAAUUCUCUUGCGGCCGGAAACCCCCCAAACCUUAUCUUAACAUUGUGACAACAUAGUAACUGCGCUGUAGCCUACACAUUUAUUUUCUUUCGUAAGAAACGCUGAAUAAACAAUAGCUUCCACGAUGAAUCCGGACAAAGCUAGCCCGUUCCCCUCUACCCUCACGGAGUCCCCGGGUCAAACGCCUCCCCGGACCGCUUUACUGCUGCGUCUGGUCGACUGCAGGAAAACACCGGGGCAGAGUGGAACUGAGACAGGAGAAAAGAAGGAAGAUGGAGAUUGGAUUUCAUUAAGGUACAGCCCAAACCGUUGCUCUCUCAGUGGGAGGGGCUUAUCAUCUGGAGAUCCUAAACAACAACGUGAUGCUGACAAGACGUCUCUCCAGAAGAGUCUCUUCAGAUCAGAACGUCUCAAUAGCUGUGAUCAGUGUGGGAAGAGCUUCCAACAAUCACACCUGAUUACACACCAACGCACACACACAGGAGAGAAGCCUUACAGCUGUGAUCUAUGUGGGAAGAGCUUCAAACAAUCACAACACCUGAUUACACACCAACGCGUCUUGGAGUAG